AUGGCCGCCGCGCCGUCCACUGCGGCUCGGCAGGUGGAGGACGCGGUCAUGGCGAGGCUCCGGGCCUGCGCCACCUUCCGCGACCUCCUCCGCGUCCACGCCCACGUCGUGCAGCUGUCCCUCUCGCAGAGCAGCUACAUCGCCACCCAGAUCAUCCAGCUCUGCAACGCCCACGGCCGCACCGCACACGCCGCGCGGGUGUUCGACCAGGUGCGCGAGCCCAACCUACACCUGCACAACGCCAUGAUCAAGGCCUACGCCCAGAACCACCUGCACCGCGAGGCGGUCGCGGUGUACAUUCGCAUGCUGAGGUGCCGCCCAUUUCCGUCGACUGCUUGUGCCGCCGGCGACCGGUUCACGUACCCGUUCCUGCUCAAGGCUUGCGGCGGCCUGGCGGCGCUCGGACUGGGCAAGCAGGUGCACGCUCACGUGGUGAGGUCCGGGUGCGAGUGCAACGCCGUCGUGCAGAACUCCAUGAUCGAGAUGUACACGCGCGCCGGCGAUCUGUCGCUCGCCCGCAAGGUGUUCGACGGAAUGCAGGAGAGGGAUGCGGUCACUUGGAACACUGUUAUAUCGGCGCAUGCGAGGCUGGGUCAGAUGAGGAAAGCGAGGGCACUAUUCAACUCCAUGCCGGAGAAGACGAUCGUUUCCUGGACUGCACUGGUGUCCGGGUACACGACAGCGGGGGACUUCUCUGGCGCCGUCGAGGCGUUCCAGUCAAUGCAAAUGGAAGGCUUUGAACCGGACGACGUAAGCAUCGUCGCGGUGUUGCCGGCGUGUGCCCAACUGGGAGCCCUGGAGCUAGGCAGGUGGAUAUACGCCUACUGUAACAGGCACAGAAUGCUGCGCGAGACAUACGUAUGCAAUGCACUGAUGGAGAUGUACGCAAGGUGCGGAUGCAUCGACCAAGCACUCCAGCUGUUCGACGGUAUGGAGGAGAAGGAUGUCAUCUCAUGGAGCACGAUGAUCAACGGCCUUGCGGCGCAUGGGAGAGCAAAGGAGGCGGUCCUGUUGUUCGUGGAUAUGGAGAGGGAGGGGAAGGUGAGGCCCAACGGCAUCACAUUCGUCGGGCUCCUGUCAGCCUGCUCCCACGCCGGGCUCCUGGACGAAGGGCUGAACUACUUCGACCGCAUGAAGGAAGUUUAUGGCAUCGAACCUGGCGUCGAGCACUAUGGCUGCGUCGUCGACCUCCUCGGCCGGUCAGGACAAAUCGUGCGUGCUCUGAAUCUCAUAGUAGACAUGCCAGUUCCUGCCGAUGCGAAGAUAUGGGGCUCAAUGCUCAGCGCAUGCCGAAGCCACGGAGAUGUCGACACGGCCGUGGUUGCUGCCGAGCGGCUUGUCGCACUGGAACCAGACGACGUUGGCAACCUCGUCAUGCUAGCCAACGUGUACGCCGCGGCGAGGCAGUGGAGCGAGGUUGCAAGCACGAGGAAGACGAUAAGGAGCAGGAGCAUGAAGAAGACCCCGGGGUGCAGCCUGAUCGAGGUGGACAACGUGGUGCAGGAGUUCGUCGCUGGAGAAGACCUGAAACCUGAAUUUGGAGGCCUUGUUGGCGUUCUGGACAUCCUGGCCUCGCAGCUUGCAGAGGAGGGUGUAGAUUUCAUCGAUCCAGGUUGUUUUGUUGAUGUUAAUAUGUCCACAAUUGAUCGGUGCUGA
Triticum turgidum subsp. durum (durum wheat) is the source of this 1656-nucleotide messenger RNA. NCBI's taxonomy places the organism in Eukaryota, Viridiplantae, Streptophyta, Magnoliopsida, Poales, Poaceae. The record is from the annotation of a GenBank genome assembly.